Wickerhamiella sorbophila is the source of this 942-nucleotide messenger RNA. RefSeq lists its product as uncharacterized. The coding region runs from base 1 to 942 and encodes 313 amino acids. Gene Ontology annotation, molecular function: structural constituent of ribosome. The transcript has a single exon. Gene Ontology annotation, biological process: mitochondrial translational initiation. NCBI's taxonomy places the organism in Eukaryota, Fungi, Ascomycota, Dipodascomycetes, Dipodascales, Trichomonascaceae. Gene Ontology annotation, cellular component: mitochondrial small ribosomal subunit. The record is from RefSeq and is a predicted model, not a curated record.
AUGGCUCAGUUUCGCGAGUUGGUCCGGCAGUCCAAGCUGUUUUCGCUGCCGCCAAAGGGCGUGAAAGUACGGAGCAAGAAUGUUCCUCGCCGCCAGGCUAUUGAGACGACAUCUGCCGCCAAGUUCCGCCACAACUGGGGUCUCAAGUCGCCGAUUCCCGACAAGGCCCAGGCCAAGCUUAUGACGGUUAACAGACUGGAUACGCCUAUGGGUAUUCCCGAUGUGAAUUAUAAUGCAGCGUUUGCUCGCCGUCUACAGAAGUUCAACGAGCUUGGGUUCCCAGUUGUUUUGCAUCCCAACCCCGAGUUUCCAUCUCUUUUUGCAGCCGGUGAUCGACUGGCCAAAAGCCUGGCUCGCAUGUCGGAGAAGGAGCGAAAGCACGUUAUUGAGAGUGCACGCGACCGCCGCUCGGAGUACAAGCACUUUGUCGAUUCCACUGCUGCUAGCCGGGUCCCUAAGCGUCCUGCGUUUUCCACUCGGAUGGGAGACGCAGCCACGGCGAAUCGCCCGGCAUCGCGGCUGCCAGGUGUGUUAGAGAGCUUCAUGGGUCUGCCCUCAAGCUCACACAUGGGUCCUAACGAUCCCAGCGUGUCGUCCACAGUCAUUGGUUUGAGCUACGAGCUCAAGGGAGUUGCCCACAACACUCCGGAGGGUAUUUUUGCCUCCAAGCCCGUGCGGGGCCGUGUCCUGCCCAAGCAGGGUACCAAGCCUGCUGCGGUUGCCGGCUUCGUUGCUCGGAUGCCCCGAAACGAGCCCAUCCCGGCUGGAGCCGAGACGGCUCACCAGAGACCAGUUGUUAUGCGCAUUGACCGGGCCACGACGACCAGCGUGGGCGACGUUAAUAUUCAGGUGAACACGUUUAAUGACGGCGCUGCUGAUGACCGCGAAUCGCUGGGUAGUAUCAUUGACAGCUCGGUGGGUGCGCUGAGCCGGAUUCGUUAA